GACAAGCCCAAGAGCCCAAGCCCACCUCCGAACACCGCCGCGGCGCCAUCUCCGAACUCCGCUACCCCCGACGUCGCCGCCCAGGACCAGCCGGCCUCCUCAUCCUCCCCUCCGCCCACCCCCAUCGGCCUCGUGCUCGGCCGCCCCAUGCAGGACGUCCACGCCACCUACACCAUCGGCAAAGAGCUCGGACGAGGCCAGUUCGGCGUGACGCACCUCUGCACCCACAAAACCACCGCCGAGCAGUUCGCGUGCAAGACUAUCGCCAAGCGGAAGCUCACCUCCAAGGAGGACGUGGAGGACGUGAGGAGGGAGGUGGAGAUCAUGUACCACCUGGCCGGACAGGCCAACGUCGUGGAGCUGAAGGGGGCGUACGAGGACAAGCACUCGGUGCACCUCGUCAUGGAGUUGUGCGCCGGCGGGGAGCUGUUCGACAGGAUCGUCGCCCAGGGGCACUUCACGGAGUUCGCCGCCGCGUCCCUGUUGAGGACCAUCGUGCAGAUCGUCCACACCUGCCAUUCGAUGGGGGUGAUGCACAGGGACCUCAAGCCUGAGAACUUCCUGUUGCUGAACAAGGAGGAGGACUCCCCCCUUAAGGCUACAGACUUCGGCCUCUCUGUCUUCUUCAAGCAAGGUGAAGUAUUCAGAGAUAUAGUCGGCAGUGCAUACUACAUAGCACCUGAAGUCUUGAAGCGAAAAUACGGACCAGAAGCUGAUAUCUGGAGCAUCGGUGUGAUGCUUUACAUUCUUCUCUGUGGAGUUCCUCCUUUUUGGGCUGAAUCGGAACGUGGCAUCUUCAAUGCCAUCCUACAAGGAGAGAUCGAUUUUGUGAGCGAUCCAUGGCCUAAUAUUUCAUCUGGUGCGAAGGAUCUUGUGAAGCAGAUGCUAAAUUCAGACCCAAAUCAGAGAUUGACAGCAUUCGAUGUUCUGAACCAUCCUUGGAUUAAAGAAGAUGGAGAAGCACCAGACACACCUCUUGAUAACACUGUACUCAACAGGCUCAAACAGUUCCAAGCAAUGAACCAAUUCAAGAAAGCUGCUCUGAAGGUGAUAGCAGGCUGCCUGUCGGAGGAAGAGAUCAAGGGGUUGAAGGAGAUGUUCAAGAACAUGGACUCUGACAAUAGUGGCACCAUAACUCUGGAAGAACUCGAGCAAGGCCUCGCCAAGCAAGGAACAAAGCUCUCCGAACAUGAAGUCAAACAAUUGAUGGAAGCUGCUGAUGCAGAUGGAAAUGGGACUAUAGAUUACGAAGAAUUCAUCACUGCAACAGUGCACAUGAAUCGAAUGGACCGAGAAGAGCAUCUCUACACAGCAUUCCAGUUCUUUGACAAGGAUAACAGCGGUUACAUCACCAAGGAGGAACUCGAGCAAGCUCUCAAAGAGAAGGGAAUGUGCGAUGGGGAGGAAAUUAAGGACAUCAUUUCUGAAGCAGAUGCUGAUAAUGAUGGAAGAAUCAACUAUGAUGAGUUUGUGGCCAUGAUCAGAAAAGGAGAUCCUGAACCCAACCAGAAGAAGAGAAGAGAUGUGUUUGUUUGAACCGAGCAGAAAGACAACAAAUGAAGGAUCGGGUGAAACAGAUCACUGACUGCAUGUGGGAAGAGCUUCAACUUGUUGAUGAGUUAGAGAACAGCACUGUGCAAGCUAACUUCUGAUUUAGCUUUUAGUUAGAUGUGUCACUUCAUACGGAUUUUAGGGGUCAGUCAA
Molecule: messenger RNA, 1704 nt
Organism: Musa acuminata subsp. malaccensis (wild Malaysian banana)
Lineage: Eukaryota; Viridiplantae; Streptophyta; Magnoliopsida; Zingiberales; Musaceae
Product: calcium-dependent protein kinase 2
Biological process (GO): peptidyl-serine phosphorylation; intracellular signal transduction; protein autophosphorylation
Cellular component (GO): cytoplasm; nucleus
Molecular function (GO): calcium/calmodulin-dependent protein kinase activity; calmodulin binding; calcium ion binding
Source: RefSeq, a predicted model, not a curated record